AUGGAUAAAAUAAUUCAUAUAAAUAAAGAAGCAGAAGAAAGACUGAAUAAAAGUUUAAAAUCGAAAGAUGCAGAAAUUGAAGCUCUUAAAAUUGAAAUUAAUAGACUGCACGAUGAAAAAAUAUCGGAAUUAGAAACAUUAGAAAGUGAAAAUAUGGCUUUAAAAGCAAAACUUAAGGAUACAACAGAUCAUUUUAGUCCCGUUUUAAAUUUAGAAAAAGAACCAGUUAAACAUGAUUUAGUGUUAAAUGAUUUAGCCUGCCAAAAUGCUGAAGGAGUUGAUGGUACUUGUCCUACUCCAGACUGGGAUAAACAUUCAUGUAGUAGCUUGAGUGAAGUUUCUGUCGCUUGUUUGCAAGAUAGAAUUAUGCAAAUGGAAGAAACUCAUCAUAGUACAAAUGAGGAACUUCAAGCGACAUUACAAGAAUUAGCCGAUUUACAAACGCAACUAAUUGAUCUUCAGACGGAAAAUGAAAGACUGACAGAAGAAAAAAAUGUACUAUUGGAAUCAUUAUGUAGACAAACAGAAAAAUUAGAAGACUCAAGGAUUAAAGUUGAUACAUUACAAGAGUUAUUACUUAAAGGAAAAGAUGGAGAUACGUGUUCUGAAAGAGAGCAGAAAUUAGUGGAUUUAUUAAAGAGUGCUCAGGAUGAAAGAGAAGCUUUAUUAUUAAAGCAAGAAGAAUUAAAUAAUCAAUUGACUGAAGUAAGGAAUGCUGCAGAUUCGGGUGGACAAGAAGCAGAUAGAUUAAGCGAAAGAGUUAAGUUGUUAGAGUUUACUGUGGAAGCAACAAAUGCGGAGAGAAAACAAAUAGAACAAGAAUUUUCAUUGGCUAAAGAAGAAAGUAAUUCUCGAUUCAUUGAAAUAAAUAGAUUAAAUACUUUAUUGGAUAAUGCAAAAGCAAAGAUUUUAGAAUUAGAAAAAACUCGUGAAUUAGGAGAUAAAUCUGAAGUGGAUAAAGUUAUAGAUAACGCUCGAAAAGAAAAAGAUUUAUUAGAAUCCCAAGUAGCUAAUUUACAAGAACAAUUAUCUAGAAGUAAAUGUGAGGUUGAAAAAUUAAAAGAACAAUUCAGGCAAUUACAAGAAGAGUGCAAGGUCACGAGAAAUAAUGCUAAAUCAGCUGUUAGCAAUUUAGAAUAUCAAUUAGAACAAUUAAAAAAUGAUAAGUUAAUCGUUAGUCAAGAAUUGCAAGAAUCGAGAGAACUUGCAGCCGAAUUGCAAGUUCAAGCUCAGUGUCAUUUGGAAGAUAAACUCCAAUUAAAAUCCGUUUUAAGCGAAACUCAAAAACAUUUGGUUUUAAAUGAGAAAAAACUGUCGGAACUCGAGAGAAUAUUGAACGAGGAAAAAAGGAUCAAAAUGGAAAAAAAUGAGGAAUGGGAACAGUUUCAAUCGGAUUUGUUAAUGACCGUGAGAGUGGCAAACGAUUUGAAAACGGAAGCUCAAACGCAAUCGGAAAUGUUAAUUGCAGAAAAUAAAGAAUUAAAAGAAAAAGUUAAAAAUUUGGAGGCGCAAAUCGACAAAUUGAAGGUGAAACUUCCUUCCCCCACCCCGACGACGCUCACCGACACGAGUGCCUCAGUUCUUAAUUCGGUCCAACAGGAUCUUGCCAACAGGAGAACGAAGCAGGGGAUUUCGAGGCAAGAUUCAAGACUUUCGGUUAAAUCCCUCAUCGAAAGUAUUGAAAAUGCAACGAAACAAGCAAAAGCAGGACCAGGUAGUAGGAGUUCUUCAACAUCAUCAUUAUCAUCCAUAGCGAGUGACGUUAGGUGUACGGUACCUACGAUUACAUCGAGUAUUACAUCUGGAACUCAGGGUAGAUAUUAUUCCGACAGCGAAAUUGUUAAGACUAGUCAAACGUAUAAUAAUAAUAAUAAUAAUAAAGGAAAUCCAAAUCAAAAUAAUAAUUCUCGUAAUAUUAUACUCACGGAUUGUCAAGCAUAUAAAACGGAUAUAACUCCGGUGUCGAUUUUAUCAAAUAAAAAUAUCGAUUAUUCUAGAAGGAAUAGUUACAGUGACAUUGGAGAGCGAAAAGAUCCAUUGUCGACUCUGGCAAAAAAUGGCGGAUCUAAACGAAACGCUUUGUUAAAAUGGUGUCAAAAUAAAACGUCCGGGUAUAAAAAUAUAGACAUAACAAAUUUUAGCAGUAGUUGGAACGAUGGUUUAGGUUUUUGUGCAUUAUUGCACACUUAUUUACCCGAUAAAGUUCCCUACGACACACUCGUGCCUAAUGAAAAAAAAAGAAAUUUUACAAUCGCUUUCGAGGCUGCCGAGAGUGUAGGAAUACAAACUUCUCUGAAUAUAACCGACAUGGUUCAAUUGGAGAGACCUGAUUGGCAACAAAUAAUGAGUUACAUCACUGCCAUUUAUAAACAUUUUGAAACGUGA
Molecule: messenger RNA, 2385 nt
Organism: Pediculus humanus corporis (human body louse)
Lineage: Eukaryota; Metazoa; Arthropoda; Insecta; Psocodea; Pediculidae
Product: Cytospin-A, putative
Exons: 14
Coding region: 1-2385 (794 amino acids)
Biological process (GO): actin cytoskeleton organization
Cellular component (GO): microtubule organizing center; filamentous actin
Molecular function (GO): protein binding
Source: RefSeq, a predicted model, not a curated record